Messenger RNA from Chenopodium quinoa (quinoa), 1400 nucleotides. RefSeq names its product transcription factor bHLH139-like. The coding region runs from base 145 to 1185 and encodes 346 amino acids. Lineage: Eukaryota; Viridiplantae; Streptophyta; Magnoliopsida; Caryophyllales; Amaranthaceae. Gene Ontology annotation, cellular component: nucleus. The record is from RefSeq and is a predicted model, not a curated record. Gene Ontology annotation, molecular function: DNA-binding transcription factor activity, RNA polymerase II-specific; protein dimerization activity; RNA polymerase II cis-regulatory region sequence-specific DNA binding. The transcript is spliced from 5 exons. Gene Ontology annotation, biological process: regulation of transcription by RNA polymerase II.
AUGAGUUCAAUCCUUACAUUCUUCUACUCCAAUUGAAUAAUCCUCUCCUCUUCUCUCCCUUGCUUUCUUUCAACUUCUCUAUUCUUGAUCUUCGGCCUUUUCGUUUUUGCAUUGCAUAAGGAAAAGGCGAGAAAUCUAUAAUCUAUGGGGAUGUUCCUUGAUGGAGAGUGGGAAUCGAUUUGCAAACUUUUUACAGUAGAUGAGUUCCCUGAUCUCGCUGCUGAUUUUCUUGAUUACUUUUCACCUGAAAGUAAGCACGACAAUGAUAGUCUGGCUUAUGCUGUACUAUCAAGUAAUCCUCAUGCUGAAAAAAAAGCUUUUCCUCAUGUUGAUAUGAAUUCGUUGUCUUCGUUAUGUGGUUGGAUUUCUAAACCUCCACACAAUUUUUUAGAAAGAAAGAGUCAUACUAAUAAUAGUGCUCAUUGUGUUGAUGAUUUGCGAGUAUCUACUGACAUUUUAUCCUGCAUUGAUUUCUCAAUGGUGAACGGGGAAAUUGAUGCCUCGUUAGGCUUAUUGUUUCCUAAUGAUACUCUAACUGACACCUCAACGUUUGACAACGUUGUGAAUAUUAAUACUUUUGUUGAUAUGUCAUCACCCAACACUGAGCUGACCCUUAAGAGAAAGCGUGAGGUGCCAAUGGCUCCAGACGAUGAUAAAGAUGAAAGGUCGAGCUUAAUGGAAACACCCAAAAAGAACGCUCGAAUUUCCAAAACUACUCAGAAGGCCAUGAGAAAAACAACCCAAAAAACUGAUGAGCACGCGACUCCAACAGUAUAUACCAAGGAGAACAAUGAAAUAGCAAAUUCAAACGCAUUUGACUCUAACCCCUGUUUGUCAGAAGAGAUCAAUGAAACAGAAGAUUCAACUUCUAAUAUUACCGAGUCUACUACCUCGACUGGUAAGAAAAGAGCCAGCAGGGGUGCUGCAACUGAUCCCCAGAGCCUCUAUGCAAGGAAAAGGAGAAUGAGAAUCAACGAGAGAUUAAGAAUCUUGCAGAACCUCGUGCCUAAUGGAACCAAGGUGGAUAUUAGUACAAUGCUAGAAGAGGCAUUUCAUUAUAUAAAGUUUUUGCAGCUACAAAUCCGGCUGCUGAGCUCGGAUGAUUUAUGGAUGUAUGCCCCCCUCGCCUACAAUGGACUCGACGUUGGAGCUUAUGGAAGGAUGCCUCCUUUUCUUGGCCUUUGAAUCUGCUAUACAUUCAAUUUUUUAUACCAUUUUGGUAAUAGAUAAAAGGUCAAAUAAAUGGUAGGUGAAAAUGAGAAAAGAAAUAACCCAAAAAAAAAAUUCAAAAAAGAAGAAUGUGAUAUUAAAAAUUAAUUGACAAUUCAUUUGUUUCAUUUGCAAGUAUGUAAAUUAAUCUAUGUAGUCCUUAAUCAGAUAUCUGUAAAUGAAAUGGCACA